Molecule: messenger RNA, 1683 nt
Organism: Rodentolepis nana
Lineage: Eukaryota; Metazoa; Platyhelminthes; Cestoda; Cyclophyllidea; Hymenolepididae
Source: the annotation of a GenBank genome assembly
AUGGCAGACACAUGCAAGUAUUCGCCAAAAACUAUCAUUAUUCAUCAAGGAUCAACAGUUUUACAUAUUGGAUUAGCAACGGAUUCAGAGCCUAAAGUUUUACUCAAUUGUAUUGCUCGUAAAUCAAGCAGAGGAUGUCCGGGUAAAAUUGCUGAACGCAUUAAGCCCAAGUGCCCUAUUUCGUUCGAUUUCGAAAUAAAUGAAGAAAUUUUGCACUGCCUUAAAUCAUUCGAUGGUGCUGAUCAUGUUGUCUUAAAAGACGAACUUCAUGACAUUUUGAUUCAAAGUUCUUGCAAACCAUGUUCUAAUUCAGAGUCUCAGUUUGUUCCUUUCGUUGAAGGUUUUAAGAUAUGUGAUGGGGAUACAUAUGAAUUGCAGUGGCCGAUUUUAUCUGGACACCUAAAUAACAAGUUUACAAUUACUGAAAAUGGCCAGAGCUUGGCGGACAUGUGGUCGCAUGCCCUAACGGAAUACUUUAAAAUUCCGCAUGAUCGAUUCCCCAAAUAUUCAGUUUUGCUUGCAAUUGAAGACAUCUUUGUUAGAAGAGAAGUUCGUUACAUCAUAGAUAAGCUCAUGAGGGAUUUGAAAUUCUCUCGAUUCAUGGUUCUUCCUACAAGCUACUUGCAUAUGGGUGGCACUGGUAGUCUUUCGAACUGCUGCAUCGUCGAUUUGGGUUUUCAUAAAACUACAAUUUCGUGCCUCGCUAAUGGCAUAUCUCUACUCGACGUUCGUGUCAACCUACCAUGCGGUGGCAUUGAUAGUCUUGAAGUUCUUCGCGCUGCUUUGGAAUAUUAUUCUCGAAAAAAUUCCGAGUUAUCGGAACUACUUACAAAGUAUAAUCCCGGUUCAUACAAUGAUACUUUACAACUUCUCUCCGCAAUGCACGCUGCUGAUUCCGAUAUGGCCAUGCGACUUGCAACAGACUCUCUCGAUGCAGUCCUUUCUCGGGAUAUCGUUGUCGCUCUUGAUUCAGGAUGCACUCUAACUCUGCCAGCCUUGGCAGUUGUUAAAGCGCAUUUAUCUCCUUUCUUUCCUGUGCAAACCGGUGCUGAAGGUUCUUUAACUCAUUCUCUUAAGCCCCAAUACCAAGUACACCCGAUCGAUGCCCAUGAGCCCGAUGAUCCCCUUGACGACUGUUGCUCUAGGAAACGCAAAUUCCCGUUCGAUGAUGAGAACGAAGAAUCAGCUCUACCAAAGUCUACAUCAUCAUCAAAAUUUUCGAAACCCUCAGAAUUCAAGGAUCUGACGGAGGCAAUAGCAUGGUCAAUUCGGAAUGCCACUGUCACGACCGCUCCUCCAGACACGUUAGAAACUGAAGCAGCACAACAGCAGCAGCCAACAGCGGGCGGUAUUUCAGCAGAGCAACCGUCAGCGGCGACAGUCACGAGGAAUGAACAACUUCGUCAAAAAAUUGCCUCCUGCAUUAUUUUAGUUGGCGGUGGCGCGGAGGGCAUUAGUGGACUUCUUCUUAGACGUGUCCUCACUCACAAAUUGCAGUGUCUCUUGGGUGAAGAUUUUCAUGUGAACAUUUUCACUAGACCACAAUCUAUUCCCGACUCCGCUUGGCAGGGUGCUCGGAUUGCGGCCUCGGCGGAUUUCGCUUCUGAUUUGUGGAUUAGUAAGAAGGAAUGGGAGCAAUUAGGCUCUAGAACCCUUCGAGAAAAAGGAGCAUUUCUUUGGUAG